GACGCAUCGAACUAGCCGGCCCUGCGCGCGUAGAAAUAAUUGAAAUUUGAAUAUCUCGCGGCUUGCGCUGCGAGCUGCGCCGGAGUCGCUGUGGAAGGCACCAGCCACACAGGCUCUCUGAGCGUCCGCAGCAAAGUCAAGAUGAUUCUCACACUGUGUAACGCCUGCGCCGCGACACUGCCUGAGGAGACCGUGCGCUGCGCCGCAUGCGCCACCGGCUACUGCUCGGAGCGCUGCGAGCGCUACGACCGGCGCCGCGGCGGCCACGGGAAGAUCUGCGGAGCUGUAGCAAGCGGCGGCGGUGCCGAACAAUACCACGCCGACAAAAAAUACGAGGAGGCCGUCGCGGACGCGGUCGAGGAGUGCGCGGAGGACACGGACGGCCAGACGUGCUACAUCUGUCUGGAGGACGGCUCGGAGGAAGGUCUCGUGCGCGGGUGCUCGUGCCGCGGGGCGUCUGGCUUCGCGCACAUUUCGUGCCUGGCGCGGCAGGCGAAGAUUUUGGUCGCGGAAGCCGAGGAGAGGGAUUUGGACGACGACGCGUUCGAUGCGAGGUGGCGGCGGUGGGAUACGUGCCGUCUGUGCGAACAAGACUACCACGGCGUCGUGAGGUGUGCGCUCGGGUGGGCGUGCUGGAAGACGUACGUGGGGCGGCCGGAGGGGGACGAGGUUCUGAGCUUGGCGAUGAGCCUGCUUGCGAACGGUUUAGCCGCGGCAGGACAUGACGAGGACGCGUUGCCCGUGCAAGAGGCAGACUUGGCUAUGAUGCGGCGCCUUGGUGACUCAGAAGAUAGCAUUCUCGUCGUGCAGAGCAAUCUCGCGAUGACGUAUGCUUCGCUUGGACGCCUUGAGAAGGCCCUAAGCAUGGAGCGAGAUAUAUACUACGGACGUUUGAAACUCGACGGCGAGGAACAUGAGAGAACCCUCAUGGCGGCCAACAACUACGCAACAGGCCUUCGUGAGCUAGAGCGCUUCGAAGAAACCAAGGCACUGUUGCUAAAAGUGAUGCCCGUGGCGCGACGCAUUCUUGGAGAAAGUGAUGGACUCACGCUCAAGACGCGGUGGAAUUACGCGCAGUCGCUCUACAAAGACGACGGAGCCACGCUCGACGAUGUCCGCGAGGCCGUAACGACGCUCGAGGAGACGGAACGGACCGCGCGGCGCGUGUUCGGUAGCGCGUACCCGACCACAGAGGGCAUUGCGGACGCUCUACAAGACGCGCGAGCCGCGCUCCGUGAGCGUGAGGCGUCGUCGCCGUCGCCCUCGGAAAGUUCCUAAGUUUGCGGUAGGUAUACCCCUUGGUUUUUCAC
Molecule: messenger RNA, 1310 nt
Organism: Pelagomonas calceolata
Lineage: Eukaryota; Pelagophyceae; Pelagomonadales; Pelagomonadaceae
Source: the annotation of a GenBank genome assembly